AUGCAGCCAUCGGGCCCAUCCAAGGGCCAGGUCCACGUCAAGCUUAUCCAGGCACGCGGCCUCAACGUCCGCUCCUCCAGCUCCCGUCCAUACGUCGUCGUGCAAUUCGAGCAGAACGAAUUUGUCAGCCGCGAUCCCACCGACGAGACGGACAAGGAGGUCAAGGGCGUCGCCACGACCCUCUCUCGCGUCUCGUCGUCCACCGCACUCUCUGCUCUUGGCGCGAUAAACUCCAAAGCGAGCAGCAAGCAGGGGAGCGCGCGCAGCAGCGCACAGGCGACGCCCUCAUCGUCGUUUGGAUCCGGCAAGUCUCACUUGCAGGCAGCGCUCGGGGCGCGCAUCAACGCGCACAACCCCGUCUGGAAGCAUGAAGUCUCCUUCGAUGUCACCUCCGAGCAAUCGGUCAUCACGUUCAGCGUAUACGACCGCUCGCUUUCCGAGCACGCGUUUCUGGGGACUGUCCAGGUCAAGCCGGCUCUCGUCCAUGAUCAUACGGUUGAUCAAUGGUACAAGCUGCAGCCGUUCGAGAGCGAGGCGGUCAGCGGGGAGAUGAGAGUGCAGAUUACAUUCGAGGCGAACCAGACCAAGCGCGCGCUCACCCCGCGCGACUUCGAGUUCCUGAAGCUCAUCGGGCGUGGCACGUUCGGCCGCGUCUUCCAGGUGCGGAAGCGCGACACCAAGCGCAUAUACGCCAUGAAGGUCCUGUCCAAGCGCGAGAUCAUCGAGAAGAAGGAGGUCGCGCACACCAUCGGCGAGCGCAAGAUCCUGCAGCGCUCGCUGGAGUGCCCCUUCCUCGUCGGCCUGAAGUUCUCGUUCCAGACGGAGACCGACCUGUACCUUGUCACCGAUUUCAAGAGCGGCGGCGAGCUCUUCUGGCAUCUGCAGAAGGAGACGCGGUUCAGCGAAGAGCGCGCAAGGUUCUACAUCGCGGAGCUCGUCCUUGCUCUAGAGCACCUCCACAAAUACGAUAUCGUAUACCGUGAUUUGAAGCCCGAGAACAUCCUCCUCGACGCUACCGGUCACGUCGCCCUAUGCGACUUCGGGUUGUCGAAACCGGACCUGCGAUCCGACGAGCUGACAAAUACCUUCUGUGGCACGACGGAGUACCUCGCACCAGAAGUCUUGCUGGACGAGCAUGGAUACUCCAAACUCGUCGACUUCUGGAGUCUCGGUGUCCUCCUGUUCGAGAUGUGCUGCGGAUGGAGUCCGUUCUACGCCGAGGACACGCAGCAGAUGUACAAGAACAUUUGUUUCGGCAAGAUCAAGUUCCCCAAGGGUGUCAUCGGCGAGGACGGGAAGCAGUUCGUCAAGGGGCUGCUCAACCGGAAUCCCAAACACCGUCUCGGCGCGCAACGCGAUGCUGCAGAACUCAAGGAGCACCCGUUCUUCAAAAUGAUCGACUGGGACGCCCUGUCCAAGAAGCAGCUCACGCCGCCCUUCAAGCCCGUCGUCGAGUCGGACGAGUCCGUCGCGAACUUCGACCCCGAGUUCACGACCGCGGACAUGCGCGAGGUCGGCGUCAUGGACAUGGACCUCGACGAGCAGGACCCGUCGGACAACUGGGUCGCGAUGUCGCAGAGCCUGACGAAUAGCACCAUGCACACGCCGCUCGGGCCGCUCGGCUCGGACAAGCCAGACAGGCCCGCGGCCGCGCCCAAGGGCAUCGAGAUCGCGAAGACGAAGAAGAAGCGGGACGAGGCGCCGCCGCUGACGAACUCCGUGCAGGAGAAGUUCCGCGGGUUCACGUACCACGGCGAGUCGAUCGUCGCGCCCCCGUCGGGCAUCCUCGCGGAGAAGGAGCCGGAGCCGGAGCCGGAGGAGGCAGUCGACGAGGGGACAUACCCGACGACGGACGACGAUCUGGACAGCGACUCGCCGGCGGGGCGCUAUUCGAGGCGGAAGGACGAUGCGUUCAGCGGCUUCGACGAAGAUAUGAACCUGUAA
This is a messenger RNA of Dichomitus squalens LYAD-421 SS1, 1944 nucleotides long. RefSeq names its product serine/threonine protein kinase. Gene Ontology annotation, molecular function: ATP binding; protein serine/threonine kinase activity. The record is from RefSeq and is a predicted model, not a curated record. Gene Ontology annotation, biological process: protein phosphorylation. The transcript is spliced from 6 exons. Bases 1 to 1944 code for a protein of 647 amino acids. Lineage: Eukaryota; Fungi; Basidiomycota; Agaricomycetes; Polyporales; Polyporaceae.